Xyrauchen texanus (razorback sucker) is the source of this 1321-nucleotide messenger RNA. Its product is annotated as cytochrome c oxidase assembly factor 5-like. Gene Ontology annotation, cellular component: mitochondrion. Gene Ontology annotation, biological process: mitochondrial respiratory chain complex IV assembly. NCBI's taxonomy places the organism in Eukaryota, Metazoa, Chordata, Actinopteri, Cypriniformes, Catostomidae. The coding region runs from base 119 to 346 and encodes 75 amino acids. The transcript has 3 exons. The record is from RefSeq and is a predicted model, not a curated record.
ACAUGGCCGCUUUCAUAACCAUUUCGUCUUUGACAUAUCUGUAGCUGGUUUUGUCAUUUAUAGCCUAAUUUAUUGCUACAUACUUCGCUUGAACCUGCUCGAAUGAAAGUUCUACAAAAUGCCCAAAUAUUACGAGGAUAAAGAGGAAGAUGGUCGCGCCUGCGCUGGAAUUAGGGAGGAUUUUAAAGCCUGUCUCCUCCAGCAUGACUGUGUAGUGAAGGAAGGCAAGUUGCCCAGUGAUUGUCUGAAGGAAGGACAUUGCAAAGGCUUGCAGGUGGCUUUCUUUGAGUGCAAGAGAUCUAUGCUGGACACCCGAUCUCGAUUCAGAGGCAGAAAGGCAUACUGAUUAACAGCCACCAUGUGUCAUGAAUGAAAGCUCUCUUGACUUGUAAAUACCAAGCUUUCUAAGUGAAUUAGUGCUCUACAAUACAGUUGCACUUGCCAGACUCCUGAUGGCCAUUUGGGAACAAGAUGUACUGCAUCAGUGUCAGGCGUCAUUUCAAAUGAUUGUAAUUUCAAUUCUGAAUAUCUUCCAAUCACUGGAUCCAAAAAAAGAGAAUCUGUCUUAUUUAUCAAAAACUUUUAAGAUGUACUUUACUAAUGUAAGACUACUCUUAAAGAGAUUGAUUGAUAAAGCACUUCAUUAAAGAUGCCUGGACUGUGUAUAAAGAUGUUUAUAAAAGUAUAGUAAUAUAAUUUUAAGAUAGACAUGAUGCUAAUGUCGGUGUACAUUGAUUUCAAAGGUUUCAUCAUGAGCACUUUAAACCUCCAAGUCCACCUUCUUUAAGAUGUGAACUUUCUGCAUAAUCUCGAGGUGAUCUACAACCAUUAUUCCUCAUCAACAAUUGCAUGUGAGCUCUGUGGUCAGUUUCAUUACAGAUGAGUCAUUUAUGGCUGCUGCCCUGCCACCAGCUCCUUCUCAAUCCUUUCACUGUAGGAGGACUCCAUACUGUACUUAAAGAUCCACUUCAUAAACCAAGCCUCAUCUGUGUUCUGGGCCAACCAGUCAUCGAAAAACUCCUAAAACAGAACAGUACAAAUACACAUAAUAUUAUGUAUCUUAUGCCCUCAUUCAUCAAUACUAAAUUUGAACAAGCAUACCUGAACCACCAACAGUUGUAUUUACAUGACUUCCAUGGCUGCUGCACUCAGUGUUGUUUGCCUGCAAACUUGUUCAAAUCUGGCAACCCAGCGACGUCAAAUUAAUAUUGGGCAGUGGGUGGAUCACAGGCCAAAACAUAAACAGAUAUUCCAACCGGAGUGGAAACUUCAAAGUAGAAUAUACUGGCUGUAUUGUUAUAGGAGAAGCCAGUAUUUUAAC